This is a messenger RNA of Oreochromis aureus, 1979 nucleotides long. It is a transcript of the gene zmynd19, whose product is annotated as zinc finger, MYND-type containing 19. The transcript is spliced from 6 exons. Lineage: Eukaryota; Metazoa; Chordata; Actinopteri; Cichliformes; Cichlidae. Bases 341 to 1024 code for a protein of 227 amino acids. The record is from RefSeq and is a predicted model, not a curated record.
UGUAACUGAAAACAGGCGGUCUUUUGAAACUGCCGCUUCCUAUUUGGCAGCGUAAGGUGACGUGUUGUAUUAAAAAGCCUUAACGCCACGCUUGAUUGGACGCUGCGGUUAGAGGUUCCUCCCGCCCCUCCCCUCCCAGCAGCAGCAGCUUGUUCGGCUUUCCUGCGCCAGCGGCGGUGUGUCACCGAGGCUGGGCUGCUGCCGGAGAGAUCCGGACUCAGAGAAUAUACCCAACCAUUUAACGCAACCUGGCAACCGGGGCUGAGAGGCGAGUUUUGAACCUGAAUACAGUUUAGGCUGGACCCUGCGCCUCUUCUUGUCGCCACCGCCCGUCCUCCUGAUGUCGGAUUUCAAGCUCGGGAUCGUACGGCUCGGCCGUGUGGCCGGGAAGACAAAGUACACGCUGAUCGAUGAGCAGGACAUACCACUGGUGGAGAACUAUGCCUUUGAGGCACGCAUGGAAGUAGAUGCAGAUGGCAAUGGAGCUAAGAUCUUUGCUUAUGCUUUUGACGUCGGCAAAGGCCGCUGGGCAGGAAGGCCGCUGCACGAGCUGCUCUGGGAGAAGCACAGAGGAGGCAUCGCCCCUAGUUUUCAAGUUAUCCACAUCAACUCUGUCACAGUGGACAACCGACUAGACAACCUGCGACUGGUUCCAGUAGGCUGGAGCCCUAAACCAGAGGAGAUUUCCAGCAAGCAGAGAGAGCAGUCCCUCUACUGGCUGGCCAUCCAGCAGGUACCAGCCGACCCUGUGGAGGAGCAAUAUCUGGAGCUGAGUCGCACACGUUACUACAACGCAAAUGGGGAGCUGGUGGAGGAAGAGGAGUGUUCCUGCACCUACUACGAGUGUCACUACCCUCCUUGUUCGCUCAUUGAGAGGAGGCUGCGGGAGUUCAACAUAUGCGGCCGCUGCCAGGUGGCGCGCUACUGCGGGUCCCAGUGCCAGCAGAGGGACUGGCCGGCCCACAAGAAACAGUGUCGUGAGCGUAAGCGGGCGCUGGCCCUGGAGUCUGAGCCCGAGCGGUGAUCCGUCUUCAUCCUCGCUUGGAAGGGGAGGAGAAUGAUCAUCGGGGAGGGAAUGGGGUUACACUUGGGAAGGGGAGCGGGGAUUAAGUGCGACGUGGGGUGGGGUGGGGGGCUUCCUGAGAAGAGACAAUGUUGAUUGGUUGAGUGAUUGAAGGAGUUCAGGACUGAGAAGACGAGGGCACGGAGAAUAACACAAAAAGACAUCUGCCACUUCCCAGGACUAGUAAUUCUCCAUAGCUUGCUUUUCAUGUGGAUGACAGGGAUGGGAUUGUUUGUUUUUAUUUUUGUUUUUUGGGGGAGGGGGGGGGGGGUCUUUGUUUUUUCUCGAGGGAGAACCUUGGGCACUACCUGCUGCUACGGUUUUGUAUGUAAGGAGGGGAAAGUCAUCUUGUUGAUGAACUGAACAAGCUUCUCCGGACCACAGUUGGAAUACAGACCGCCGUCAUCCCGUUGGGUGUCACGUCGUCUGUCCAAACAGGGGACUUGGGGGCUGCAGCAUCUGUCGUUCAGCUGGUACAAUGGGACAUGGACCUUUUCACUGUAUCGCUCCCUUUUCUGACCUCUCUCGUGCACACGGCUGCUGCGCUCACAGUCAUCGACACUUUAGCUGCCAUCGCCGCCGCCUCCCUGUCUGUAUUCCCCACGCAGCAAACCAUGACACAGAUUAUCAGAGAUUUCACCGAGUCACACUACCAGUAUUGAGUGAAUGUGGGCGUGCAUGGGUGGAUGUGUGCGUGUGUGUGAGCGCGUGUGCUGCCAACAUGUACAAAAAGGACUUUGAGGUGGUCACCAUUGCUAAUGAGUCGAGGUUAACGGACAUCUUUGCUCUACUUAAAGGGGGCCAUAUUACUUAAUUUAAAAAUGUCCUAUUUAAUUAUAAAUUGGUGGUCUGACAGUAAGAUCAUUGUUCUGUAAUAAAGUAGCUGCCAAAUAAAGGCGUCACUUUUUUAUUUUUA